Molecule: messenger RNA, 1647 nt
Organism: Paracoccidioides brasiliensis Pb18
Product: imidazole glycerol phosphate synthase hisHF
Exons: 3
Coding region: 1-1647 (548 amino acids)
Biological process (GO): L-histidine biosynthetic process
Molecular function (GO): oxo-acid-lyase activity; imidazoleglycerol-phosphate synthase activity
Source: RefSeq, a predicted model, not a curated record
AUGCCUGUUGUUCAUCUGCUGGAUUAUGUAGCGGGAAAUAUUCGAUCCCUCGUUAACGCCAUUGAGAAGGUUGGUUAUCAAGUUGAAUGGGUGAAGUCUCCAGAUGACGUGCAGAAUGCGGAGAAACUUAUUUUGCCUGGUGUUGGCCACUUUGGGUACUGUUUAACCCAACUCUCAAAGGGGGGAUUUCUUGGGCCAAUAAGAAACCAUAUAGCUUCUGGAAAGCCAUUUAUGGGCAUCUGCGUUGGCUUGCAGGUUCUCUGCGAAGGCUCUGCAGAGGAUCCAACAGAAUCGGGUUUGGGGUUAAUACCUGUCCGUCUAGCGAGGUUUGACUCUACCGGUAAGAGUGUCCCGCACAUCGGAUGGAACUCAGCCAAAUGUCCCAGCAAAAGUCCAGAGAAAUAUACCAGUUUCUAUGGGCUUCAUCCACAAAGCAAAUACUACUAUGUUCAUUCAUAUGCGGCUCCCUACAAUGAAAAGGUGCUUGCGGACCAAGGAUGGGCAGUUGCAACCGCAACGUAUGGGGAUGAAACAUUUAUUGGUGCCAUCGGCCGUGAUAACAUUUUUGCGACGCAAUUUCAUCCUGAGAAAAGCGGCAAAGCCGGCCUCCGCACGCUUGAGGCUUUCCUGAAUGGGAAAAGUAUCCAAAGUUUGGACGCCCCUUCAAAUUCUACACUUGUUAGUGGUCUGACAAGGCGAGUCAUUGCAUGUUUGGAUGUCCGCGCCAAUGACAAUGGGGACCUAGUAGUAACGAAGGGCGAUCAAUAUGACGUCCGGGAGAAGAGCGGGUAUGAGAGUGGAGGGCAAGUCAGAAAUUUAGGGAAACCUGUUGAGAUGGCGAAACGUUAUUAUGAACAAGGCGCGGACGAGAUUACUUUCUUGAAUAUUACUUCUUUCCGAAAUUGCCCUGUGGCAGAUGUUCCAAUGCUGGAAAUUCUUCGGCGAACGUCAGAAACCGUUUUCGUACCCCUGACAAUCGGAGGCGGCAUUAGGGAUACUGUGGACACCGAUGGCACUAAAAUUUCAGCGUUGGACAUCGCGACGAUGUACUUCAAGUCUGGGGCUGAUAAGGUCAGCAUUGGAUCAGAUGCAGUUACCGCUGCUGAGCUCUACUAUGAAAACAACUGCACACUCAGCGGUGGCACCGCAAUCGAGACCAUAUCGAAGGCCUACGGCAAUCAAGCGGUUGUUGUCAGUGUCGAUCCUAAAAGGAUUUAUGUUAGUAAGGCGGAAGAUACAACCCAUCGGACAAUUCGAACCCAAUAUCCGAAUGAGGCCGGCCAAGAAUAUUGCUGGUAUCAAUGUACCAUUAAAGGAGGCAGGGAAGCCCGGGAUGUGGAUGUUUACCAGCUUAUUAAUGCAGUAGAGGCCAUGGGGGCAGGAGAAAUCCUUCUUAACUGCAUUGAUAAGGAUGGGAGCAAUAGCGGGUUUGAUAUCGAGCUCAUCAAUGAUGUGAAAUCUUUUACAACCAUUCCGGUUAUUGCAUCGAGCGGUGCGGGUAGCCCCAGUCACUUCGAGGAAGUUUUUAGGAAAACCACUACCGACGCAGCUUUGGGAGCUGGCAUGUUCCACCGAAAUGAGUACACUGUGAAAGACGUUAAGGAAUACUUGACAUCUAAAGGGCUUCUCGUCCGUGAGAAUGAAUAA